Messenger RNA from Bombina bombina (fire-bellied toad), 2170 nucleotides. RefSeq names its product Fos proto-oncogene, AP-1 transcription factor subunit (gene FOS). Bases 290 to 1354 code for a protein of 354 amino acids. NCBI's taxonomy places the organism in Eukaryota, Metazoa, Chordata, Amphibia, Anura, Bombinatoridae. The transcript has 4 exons. Gene Ontology annotation, biological process: regulation of transcription by RNA polymerase II. Gene Ontology annotation, cellular component: nucleus. Gene Ontology annotation, molecular function: DNA-binding transcription factor activity, RNA polymerase II-specific; RNA polymerase II cis-regulatory region sequence-specific DNA binding. The record is from RefSeq and is a predicted model, not a curated record.
AGUGCACGGAUACAGCUGACAGCCGGGCACAACUUAUAUUGACAGCAGAGCACACGGAUCUGACAGCCGGGCACAACUUAUAUUGACAGCAGAGCACACGGAUCUGACAGCCGGGCACAACUUUUACUGACAGCCGGGCACACGGAUCUGAGAGCCGGGCACACGGAUCUGACAGCCGGGCACACGGAUCUGACAGCCGGGCACACGGAUCUGAGAGCCGGGCACACGGAUCUGACAGCCGGGCACACGGAUCUGAGAGCCGGGCACAACUUAUAUUGACAGCAGAGCUAUGUAUCACGGAUUCAGUAGCACCGAGUACGAGGCAGCCUCUUCCCGAUGCAGCAGCGCCUCUCCAGCCGGGGACAGCCUGACCUACUACCCGUCCCCGGACACGUCCUUCUCCAGCGUCAGCUCUCCGGUCACCCCGCAGGAUUAUUGUACAGAUUCCAGCAGCAGCUUUGUUCCAACAGUUACUGCUAUCUCUACUUGCCCUGACCUGCAGUGGCUGGUACAGCCUGCCCUGAUAUCUAUGGCCCCCUCACAGUCCCGAGCUCACCCCUAUAGCACCACCUACAGCCGAACUGGAGUUGUGAAAGGAUCAGGCAGAGGCCAGAACCUGGGCAGGAGAGGAAAAGCUGAACAGAUUUCUCCAGAGGAAGAAGAAAAAAGGAGAGUUAGACGUGAAAGGAAUAAAAUGGCAGCCGCCAAAUGUCGUAACCGCCGCAGGGAAUUGACCGACACACUACAGUCUGAGACAGAUGAUCUGGAGGACGUGAAGUCGGCUCUCCAGACGGAGAUAGCCAGUCUCCUAAAGGAAAAAGAGAAGCUGGAGUUUAUCCUGGCAGCUCACAAACCAGCCUGCAAAAUCCCACAUGACCUAGAAGGUGACUUCCAAGACUUGACAUCCACAUUGGACUUGGGACUGCUCUCUGAUGCUCCAUGUUCUUCCAGCUCUCAGGAACCCUCCACUGAAGCGCUCUUUCCUUUAGGACUCCCUCAGUCUUCCAUUCCCGAAAAGGAGCUGAAGGCUGAACCCCUGGAUGAUUUCCUAUUCAGCUCUCCACAUCCUGGAUCAUCUGAUGCUGCCCGCUCUGUCCCAGACGUGGAUCUCACUAGCUCCCUGUACAACUCAGACUGGGAGCCUUUGUAUAACACUGUAUCUGCAGAUAUGGAACCUCUUUGCACACCUGUUGUCACCUGCACUCCAACUUGUACCACCUACACUACAUCCUUUGUUUUCACAUACCCGGAGUCUGAGCCCUUCCCAAACUGUGGAGCAGCACACCGACGGGGGAGCAGCAGCAACGAGCAAUCCACCGACUCCCUGAGCUCCCCUACCCUGCUGGCCCUGUAAUAUCCUGGAACUAAUCCUCCACUCCAGGGAAAGGCAAAUUGGGCCAUCAAUUUGACUGUAACUGCUGACGGCAAUAAGGCACUCUGACCACCUCCACUGGCCCAACUGCUGCCUAGCUGCCAUAAGUGUACACUGUGUUUAAUGCAUCUCUAGUCUAAAGAGCUCACACCUUGUGGGCAACUCCCAGAAGACGUUUCUUCAAGUAAAGACUGAGCACACAGCUUUGGCUAGGACAGCAUGAGAGCUGCCGCAUGCCCCCCCCCCUUCCCAAUCUGUGCCCUGGCUGUGCCUGUGCUGGGUUGGGGUAGGCAUGUCUGCUUCCAACCUCUACUGGAGUGAUAUCUCUUCCUGGCAUGGAUUUCAUGUUGUGAGACUGUAGUAUGUAGCAUGAAGCAUCUCACCCCAGCCUCUCGCUGCUGCUGGCAGUAAGGGGGUUAAUUGUGAUACUCUUGAUUUAACUCCUGUGUUGCUGGCUAGGUGUGUUGAGCCAGCAUGCAGGGUUAUGGUGCUGAUUGCAAGGUGUAUAGUGGAUAUAUUAUACAAUAACCCAUUGAGGCCGGACACAUGGUGAACGUACUGUAUCUUCCGUUUGAUUGUAAUUCUGUCUGUCUUUCCAAGUUUUCCAUGAAAACGUUUUAUUUCUUGUACACAAUAUUGUUUAACUUAUUAAGAUGUAUUUGAGAAUAUUUAUAUUUUUAUUUUAUUUUUUUUUACCUUGAAUAUCCGGAUAAAAGUCAUGCGUCUGGAGCAAAAUUCUAAAACAGGUUUUAUUUUGCUUCUUGACCAAGACGUUAAAUAAAAUCUCUUUGCAUUAAA